Molecule: messenger RNA, 635 nt
Organism: Prorocentrum cordatum
Lineage: Eukaryota; Dinophyceae; Prorocentrales; Prorocentraceae
Source: the annotation of a GenBank genome assembly
GGCUCGGCCUUGCGGCCGUCGGGCAGCCCACCCCCAAGGGCCUCGCCAACGAGCAGCUCCUCGCCGCGAUCGCGGCCGAGGAUGGGUUGUACGACGAUGCGUUCUCGCAGGACGAGUCAAACGUCGGUGACGCGGACGCGCUCUCGCUCUUGCAGAAGGAGGGGGUCUACCUGUACCGGAAGGCGCCGUCGGCCGCGGAGGUGCCCGUGCAGCGUGCGAGGGUGCAGUACUACGGCGAGGAUGAGCUCUCCGUGCGCGAGCAGGAGGGAUCGCACCUGGAGGUCUGGGAGGACGACGUCGCCUUCGUCCAGACGGGCGCCCAAGUCCUCCGGCCCGGGCCCGCGGGCGCGGCCCCGUCGGCCUUCGCGGUGGACGCCGUCGGGGAGGUCACCCACGCCGCGGCGCGCGCGGCGCCAGUGUCGGGUGGCGCGUCGGGCGUCACGCAUCUCCGUUUCGGCGGAGGGGCACACGGUGGUGGAGCUGUGAGCUGGCAGGUCGGGGAGCAGGAGAAGUGGCACGAGCACGGGCUCGCGGAGGUCCGGUGGGGAGGAGGGAUAUGAGCUGAGUGGGGUGAGCAGCCGGCUGCCGCGGACUGCCCUUCCUCCUGGUGCUCACUUGCGCUUAAGUCAGGUCUC